Candida tropicalis MYA-3404 is the source of this 2223-nucleotide messenger RNA. Its product is annotated as histone demethylase. Gene Ontology annotation, cellular component: nucleus. Lineage: Eukaryota; Fungi; Ascomycota; Pichiomycetes; Serinales; Debaryomycetaceae. The coding region runs from base 1 to 2223 and encodes 740 amino acids. Gene Ontology annotation, molecular function: DNA binding; histone demethylase activity. The record is from RefSeq and is a predicted model, not a curated record. Gene Ontology annotation, biological process: chromatin remodeling. The transcript has a single exon.
AUGACUAUGCCUUUUAACAAAAACUUGUUAACUCCCUGUCCUGUAUUGACUCCUAAUGAAGAAGAAUUUAGAGAUCCAGUUGGUUAUUUGUCAAAUGAGGAGAAUUUGAAGUUGGGAGCCACGUACGGGAUUGUCAAGAUAGUUCCGCCUCCACAUUGGAAACCAAGCUUUCAUAUUAAUCCGGAUUUCAAAUUUCACGUUCGGAAACAGGUGAUCAGUGAUUUGGGAAUAACAACAAGAUCAAGAGACUUUUUCCGUGAGAAUAUUAACCGUUUCUUGAAAAUGAGAAGAAAACGUCAGUUGAAAUUGUAUUUCGAAGUAGAUGGUACAAAAGUGUACUAUUAUGAUUUGUAUAGAGAUGUUGAAGAGAUGAGUGGUGCUAUGAAUGAAGAGAAAUGGCAUACUUUAGGUUCAAAAUUUGGUGUUGAUUAUAAGAGAAUCAAACAAGAAUAUGAGAGUAAUAUCAAAUAUUACGCAAAUUAUCUUCACCACAAUGCAAAGUAUGAGUUCCCCGAUAGUGAUUCCGAAGACGAAUUUGACAAUUGUUUGAUUUGUGGACAACAUGAUGAUCCACUGGAAACAUUGCUUUGUGACAAUUGCGAUAAUCCAUUUCACAUGAAAUGUUUGAAUCCUCCAUUAACUGCAGUACCAGCUACAAAUUGGUAUUGCGACAAGUGUUUGAUAGGAACAGGUGAAUAUGGGUUUGAUGAAGAUGUUGAUGUCAAGUAUACCAUUCCACAGUUUAUUAAGAUGUGUCAAGAGUUUGAUUCAAAAUUUAUUAAAGAUUACAACAAUGGACAACCAUUGACAGUAGAUGCUAUUGAACAGAAAUUCUGGUCCUUUGUUGAUAUUGAAAAGUCAGAUCUAGAGGUCAUGUAUGGUGCGGAUAUUCAUAACUUGAAACCAGGAGAAAUCAGUGGUUUCCCUAUGGAGAAUACACCCAAUCUUGAUACUACAAACCCUGUUGUUCAGUAUUAUAUCAACCACCCUUGCAAUUUGAACAAGCUUCCCUUGGCUAAAGGAUCACUACUUAAUUUUAUUAAUACUUCAAUAUCCGGGAUGACCAUCCCUUGGAUCUAUGUUGGUUCUUUAUUGUCUACAUUUUGUUGGCACGUUGAAGACCAUUAUACUCUUUCAGCCAAUUAUUGUCAUUUUGGUGCUACAAAGAAAUGGUACGGUAUACCUUCACUGUUUGCAGAUAAAUUUGAAAAACUAAUGAAAGAUGCUGCUCCAGAUUUGUUUAAGCGACAACCUGACCUUCUUCAUCAAUUGGUUUCUUUAAUGUCGCCAAUGCAGUUGGUUGCAAACGGUAUUCCAUGCGUUUACGCGGAUCAAAAUCCUAAUGAAUUUGUUGUCACAUAUCCCCGCGUAUACCAUGCUGGGUUCAAUUGCGGAUUCAAUUUUAAUGAGGCAGUUAAUUUUGCAACAGACCAAUGGUUGGAAUUUGGCGAGAAAUCUAUUGAUGACUAUAGACCAAUUAAGAAGGAGAAUGUUUUUAAUCAUAAUGAAUUGAUGGAGAAUAUACUUGUGAAGUUCAACAAAGACCGCGGUGUUAGCAUCGAUUUGGUAAGGCGAAGUUUGGCUGGAUUUGAAAAGUUUGUGAACCACCAGAAUGGAUUGUUAUCAAAGUUGAAAGGCAAAUUUGAUGUUGAAUUUGUGAAGCAAGAACUUUCCGACGAUGAAAGUCUAUGUGAUCAUUGCAAAACUCAUUUGAGUUAUCAAUAUUGUAUCAUACUACCUGAGAGCAAACGUAAGAAACCAAUGGCAAUAUCACACUUGCUUACACCACAAGCAUCACCUCAAGAUGUGAUUUUGAAACAAGAAGUGGAACAAGAAAAAGUUGAUGAAUUAGCCAAUUCACAGGCCUCACAUAAUCUUUCGCAAUUGAAUAAAGAGCCGGUUGCUGAACUGGAUAAAUUUCAAAGCUUGAUUGAGAAUGCAAAGAAGGAAAUCUCAGAAGAGAACAACGAUGCUCCUACAACAAGAAGAAGAUCUAAACGAAUUCUUACAUUGAAACAAAAAGAAGAACCUCCUAAAAAGAAAGCUCGUAUGGGUAAAAUGACUAAAAAAAGGGAUCAAACUGCGGUUCCUAGUGAACCAAAGCUUUGUCUACAAUGUGUUUGCUCAUUAGAUGAGAAGUUGCAACACGGUAAACUUGUUUAUAUUAAACAAAUGCCUGCAUUGGAAGAAUUGAUUAGCGAAACCAAGAAUAACCUUAAAUAG